Molecule: messenger RNA, 392 nt
Organism: Ostreobium quekettii
Lineage: Eukaryota; Viridiplantae; Chlorophyta; Ulvophyceae; Bryopsidales; Ostreobiaceae
Source: the annotation of a GenBank genome assembly
AUGGCCGCCGUUUCGGCGGAGUGGUGGCGGUGGGGCGCGGCUGAGGGCCAGGACCACACCGAGGACGCGGAGGUGGCGGCGAUCGGCGCCCAGUUCCGCCGCGCCGUCCUGGCCGACGCCCCACAGCAGCCGCCGUUCCGAACCCUUGCUCCGCGAUCCAAACCCGCCCUCCGGGGCGCAUCCCCGGCCCGAUUCCAGCGGUGGGGCACCUGCCAGCCCGGACCGCAGCACCUCAUCCUGGGGCCGCUCGUCUUUCCGGACCUGGAGGACGUCUGCGCCCGGGCUUGCGGGUGCGGCACCCCCCCGCCGAGGGUGGCGAUCGGAGGGAGGUCGUCGCAGCUGAGCACGCCGUCGAUCGGGACGUCGGCCACGGACAGCGACGAGGAGUCCAG